Molecule: messenger RNA, 3683 nt
Organism: Dromiciops gliroides (monito del monte)
Lineage: Eukaryota; Metazoa; Chordata; Mammalia; Microbiotheria; Microbiotheriidae
Gene: IGF2BP3
Product: insulin like growth factor 2 mRNA binding protein 3
Exons: 16
Coding region: 120-1991 (623 amino acids)
Biological process (GO): regulation of gene expression; nervous system development
Cellular component (GO): cytosol; nucleus; cytoplasm
Molecular function (GO): mRNA 3'-UTR binding
Source: RefSeq, a predicted model, not a curated record
CGAGGCGCGGCCGCCCCGGCCCCAGGCGGCGACCGGCCCUUUUUCUGGCGGCUAGAAGAGUGCCCGCACGCAUCCUGGCUCGCUCCGGGGGGCUGCGGCGACGAUGGCGCCGCGGCCCAAUGGGUGGGGGGGCGCCCCGGGCUGUCCGAGGUAAAGUGGAGAUACACGGAAAACUCAUCGAGGUGGAGCACUCCGUCCCGAAGAGACAGAGGAGCCGUAAGAUCCAGAUCCGAAACAUCCCUCCUCAUCUGCAGUGGGAGGUGCUGGACAGCGUCUUGGCUCAGUAUGGGACGGUGGAGAAUUGUGAACAAGUUAAUACUGAGACUGAGACUGCCGUGGUCAAUGUGACCUACAGCUGCAAGGAGCAGGCGAGACUUGCAAUUGAGAAGCUAAAUGGCUUUCAGCUCGAGGGGUACACCCUGAAAGUUGCCUAUAUCCCGGAUGAGUUGGCUGACCUGCCUGUGCCGCACUCUCCAGUUGUGCCAUCUCGCCGUGGUCACCACGGUCACGGCCAUGGCCACCACGGUCACGGCCAUGGCCACCACGGUCAUGGCCACGGUCAUGGCCAUGGCCACGGCCACGGUCACAGGGGACAUCAUAGACAGGGGUCCCCAGGAGGAGCUACAGGGCAGAACCACCAGAAUGAUAUUCCUCUUCGUAUGCUGGUCCCCACUCAGUUUGUUGGAGCCAUUAUUGGGAAAGAAGGUGCUACCAUUCGAAACAUCACCAAGCAGACACAGUCUAAAAUUGACAUUCAUCGCAAGGAAAAUGCAGGUGCAUCUGAGAAGCCGAUUACUAUCCAUGCUUCCCCGGAAGGGUGUUCAACUGCUUGCAAGAUUAUCAUGGAGAUCAUGCAGAAGGAAGCCCAGGAUACGAAAUUGCACUUCCAUGGUAUUUCAUCUCGGACCGCGCUUAGUGCAAUGCCUCGUACAUACACCGAGGAAAUUCCUUUGAAGAUUUUGGCCCAUAACAACUUUGUUGGCCGCCUGAUUGGGAAGGAAGGAAGGAACCUGAAGAAAAUCGAGCAGGAUACUGAUACAAAGAUCACCAUUUCACCAUUGCAGGAGUUGACUCUGUACAACCCAGAGCGUACCAUCACUGUUAAAGGUAGCAUUGAGACUUGCGGCAAGGCUGAGGAGGAGAUCAUGAAGAAAAUAAGGGAGUCUUAUGAGAGUGAUCUCAGUGCUAUGAAUGUGAGUUCUGAAAUACUGGAGCUUCAAGCCCACUUACUUCCCGGAUUAAACCUGAAUGCCCUGGGUCUGUUCCCACCCUCUGCUACUGCGAUGCCCUCAUCCUCCAAUUCGGGGGGUUCUUCAGCUGCAGCCGCUACUAACUACCUGGUGUAUGGGCAACAGGCUGAAAAUGAGACCGUUUACCUGUUCAUCCCUGCGAUGGCGGUGGGAGCCAUCAUUGGCAAGAUGGGCCAGCACAUCAAGCAGCUCUCUCGUUUUGCAGGAGCUUCUAUCAAGAUUGCCCCCGCUGAGACACCAGAUGCCAAGGAGAGGAUGGUGACCAUCACUGGACCCCCUGAAGCCCAGUUCAAGGCUCAGGGAAGGAUCUAUGGAAAACUCAAGGAGGAGAAUUUCUUUGGACCCAAGGAGGAGGUGAAACUCGAGGCCCACAUCAAAGUGCCCUCCUAUGCUGCCGGGAGAGUCAUCGGAAAGGGAGGAAAGACCGUGAACGAGCUGCAGAACCUGACCAGUGCUGAGGUGGUUGUUCCCCGAGAUCAGAUUCCUGAUGAGAACGAUGAAGUGAUUGUGAAGAUCACUGGCCACUUCUACGCAUGCCAGCUCGCCCAGAGAAAAAUCCAGGAGAUUCUGGCCCAGGUUAAGAGGCAGCAGCAGAUGCAGCAGCAGAAGAAUGCCAACGCUGCCGCCGCUGCCGCCGCUGCCGCCGCCGCCGCCUCCGCUGCCGCCGCAACUGGCGGUGGCGGUGGUGCUUCUGCCGCCCUCUCUGGGGCAAGUGGCCAGGCUCAGGCCAGGCGAAAGUAGAGAGAUUACAGGAAACGGCCCUUCUCAACAAAAGAUGCCAAACCAAAGUGGAGACUAAAUCUAACAGAUGGGUGAGGAAACACCUAUCCCUAAGUCACAAUUAGAGGUCUCACCUACCCAAAAGCUUAUUUGGACACCAGACAAAAUUUGAAUUUGUGUUUUAAAUUUCUAUGUAAUGUCCUCUCAAGUAUCCGGAACCUGGCUUUAAAAGAAACCAACAAGAAGAACAGCGACAUCAACAAGAACAAGAAAAUUAAGAGUCAUUUCCCUUGUGUUACAUUCUUGAAAUCUGUUGUAAAAGUGACUUGAUGUUUAUUGUCCUUGAUAUUCUCCUACCAUUUUAGAAAUUGGUUGAAUUAAGCUUUGUGUUCUCACCAUACCAACUUGAACAGAGAGAAAGAAGGGCAUUGCUCCUUACCCAUUGCUCAUCAAAAUAAUCCGUGGUAUGAUUAAUUGGCGGACUAGAAUUAUACCCAGUAAAUUAUCAACAAGAAUAAUUAAAGAUUAGAUAUAUGUAUCCCAAGCCAGUGGAAUUAAAAAAAAAAAUUGGUUGCAUUUUUACUAAGGGAAAUGUUGAGUUGUUGGCCAGGGCCUGGAAAGAAGAAUAUGCAUUUUACAAAACUACCUCAGACGUAGAGAGCACUUCAAAAAAAAAAAACAAAAAACAAACAAAAAAACAAACAAAAAAAAAAACCUUUUUCUUUCUUUUGGCAAUCUGUACAUUUGAUAAAACAAAGCCACGAAACUUUUUUUUUUAAAACAAAGCAGAUUUAAAAUCUGAUCGGCCAACAGUCAGAAACAAGAUGAGAUCAUUCGGAAAAGAGCAAGCAUAGCGCUCUGAGCUGGUGGUUGAUAGGAAUAGAAUUGGAAAACAAAACUUCAGGCCACCUAAGGCUUCUGCCACCAAAAUUUACCAAAUUUAGUCAAUGUUCCAAGAUGCUAAACAAUGCCAAUAGGAGAGCAGCAAUGCUACUUAGGAUUUUUCUUUUAAAAUGGGCUUUAAGAAACUUGUCCUCUUUUGGGAAACCAAACCAAGAAGUGAUGGCGAGAUGCUGGGGGUAGAGGAGAUGGAGCUGAACUAGCUCCAAGAGACUGGACUGUUUGCGCUCCUUGAUUAGAUGCAUGAACUCUUUGUGCCUUUGACCAUCACUGCCUAAAGAAAUGAUGCUUCAGUGUAGAUCCAUGCAGUCCGUGUGGAUGUUCCUUGUGUUCAAAGAGCUAGCUUCCUCUUUAGUUCUGUAGGCCAUGUGAUCUGUUGGGCCAUUUCUGGUGCUUGUUAUGUUUUUAGGUGAUCACAGCUGUUAGCAGCAUGACCAGGAAAGGGCAAGGAAGGCCAAAGAUAUAUUUAAAGAAAAGGAAAGGUGACACAUCCAGCCAGUCACGAGCCACACUAAACCACAUUGAAAGUUUAAAAAUGAGCUAAACAAGAAAAAAAAAACCAAAAGUGUUUAAAAAAACAAAAGGCAAAAAAAAGCAAACAAAAAAAAACAAACAAAAAAACCCCCAAAAAACUAAAAUAAAAUAAAGCCUCCUAGUCUGGCAAAGAUAAAAGACAGUAGGAUUUAUAGACAGUAUGCAACCAACCAGCUGAAAAUAAAAUAGUCAAAAGACAGGGAUGUAGGAAAGCUAAAUUUUCUCUCCAAUUUCAAAAAAUGUAAAUUGAAAAAAAAAAAAUGAUUGUGCUACUACGCA